Brassica napus (rape) is the source of this 885-nucleotide messenger RNA. RefSeq names its product probable WRKY transcription factor 28. NCBI's taxonomy places the organism in Eukaryota, Viridiplantae, Streptophyta, Magnoliopsida, Brassicales, Brassicaceae. Gene Ontology annotation, molecular function: DNA-binding transcription factor activity; sequence-specific DNA binding. The record is from RefSeq and is marked provisional. Gene Ontology annotation, biological process: regulation of DNA-templated transcription.
AUGUCUAACGAAACCAAAGAUCUCUACAACUACCAAUACCCUUCAUCUUUCUCUUUGUACGAAAUGAUGAAUCUCCCUUCUUCAGCUCAAUCUUCUUAUGGCAACAACGGUUUCGAUCAUGGCCUCCACAGUUCUCCGGGUGCGCACGACUCUCUACUUCAGAAAACUUUUGGCCUUUCUCCCCCUUCCUCGGAGGUUUUCAACUCUUCUAUCGAUCAAGAAUCAAAUCGCUGUGCAACUAAUGACGUUACCGGUGAGACUCCCACUAGGGUUUCAGCAUCUUCUUCCUCUAGCGAGGCUGAUCAUCCCGGCGAAGACUGCGGUAAGAGCCAGAGGAAACGAGAGUUGGCUGAAGAUGGACGUGAAGAAAAUCGAAGUUCUAAAACAGUAAACAAAACGAAAAAAAAGGAGGAGGAGAAAGAAAGAGAGCCACGAGUCUCGUUUAUGACUAAAAGUGAAGUUGAUCAUCUCGAAGAUGGUUAUAGAUGGAGAAAAUACGGCCAAAAGGCCGUCAAAAAUAGCCCUUACCCAAGGAGUUACUAUAGAUGCACAACGCAAAAAUGCAACGUGAAGAAACGAGUAGAGAGAUCAUUGCAAGAUCCAACAGUUGUGAUUACAACUUACGAGGGUCAACACAACCACCCGAUACCGACUAAUCUCCGGGGAAGUUCCGCCGCGGCUGCUAUGUACUCCGCUAACUUCAUGAAUCCGAGAAGUCUUACACAUGAUAUGUUUCGGACGGCGGCUUUGGAUUAUGGAUACGGACAGAGUGGUUAUGGUAAUGUGAAUGCUAACCCUAGUUCUCAUCAAGAGUAUCGCCAAGGAAGUGAAUAUGAGCUCUUGAAGGACAUAUUUCCUUCCAAUUUUUUCAAGCAAGAGCCUUGA